Messenger RNA from Stegodyphus dumicola, 1905 nucleotides. It is a transcript of the gene Vps2, whose product is annotated as vacuolar protein sorting 2. Gene Ontology annotation, biological process: vacuolar transport. The record is from RefSeq and is a predicted model, not a curated record. NCBI's taxonomy places the organism in Eukaryota, Metazoa, Arthropoda, Arachnida, Araneae, Eresidae.
GGCGGCGCUACGUUCUGUCAUUAUUACAUCAGUAGAUGUCAUAUUGAGUUUGGAGAUAAAUUAUAAUGUGAUUUGCAAAUAUUCAAUGAUUUUUACAGUUUUCUAAUAAUUAAAGGCCUGUUUUAAGUAGUUCAAAAAAAUUUAUGAAACCCCAGUGUUUUAUCUGAAUUUUAUAGACGUUAUGGCUUUAGAAUUUUUGUUUGGGCGUCGAAAGACGCCUGAAGAAAUGCUGAGACAAAAUCAAAGAGCUUUAAACAAAGCAAUGAGAGACCUUGAUCGUGAACGAUCAAAAAUGGAACAACAAGAAAAGAAAAUUAUAAAUGAUAUUAAAAAAAUGGCUAAGGAGAAUCAAAUGGAUGCUGUUAAAAUCAUGGCUAAAGAUUUGGUUAGAACUCGAAGAUAUGUCAAGAAGUUUAUAUUGAUGCGAGCUAAUAUACAAGCAGUUUCUCUUAAAAUACAAACCCUCCGAUCUCAAAAUGCAAUGGCAACAGCUAUGAAAGGAGUAACAAGAGCAAUGCAAAAUAUGAAUAAGCAGUUAAAUUUGCCACAAAUUCAGAAAAUAAUGCAAGAAUUUGAGAAACAGAGUGAAAUAAUGGAUAUGAAAGAAGAGAUGAUAAAUGACACAAUUGAUGAUGCAAUGGGAGAUGAUGAAGAUGAAGAAGAAAGUGAUGCCAUUGUGGCCCAAGUACUAGAUGAAUUAGGUCUUGACCUUAGUGAUAAGUUAAAAGAGCUCCCCAGCACAGGUGGUACUUUAAGUGUAGGUGUAUCAACAGCAAAACAGACACCGGUUGCAGAUGUUGAUGCUGAUCUACAAGCUCGGUUGGAAAACUUAAGAAGAGAGUGAUAUUUGGGAACAUUAAUCUAGUACCAUAACUAUUCAUACUUAAAAAAAAACUUUGAUUCAUUAGUGAACUAAAGACCUUUUAAUGUAAAAUUAAGAAAUCCAAAGAUGAAAGUAUGGGAUUUUUUACAUUCACAAGAUGUAUAUUUCCGUUUUGUUAAAAUUAGAUAUUUUGCACCUGUUAUUUUACAACCAGUUUAUCCUUUUGAACCUUUGACAUUAGGUCCUUCAAUUCCUUUAAAAAUGUGAUUCAUGGAUAACGGUUUUCUAUCUUGAUUGAAUUCUAAAUUUUGAACUUAAUGCAAGACUCUCCUGAAAGGCACUUUCAUCUUGAAAUCAAGUGUUAUGCAAAUACAUAAGUAUUAAAAAAAUGUUGCCUUAGAAAGUAGUAUCCAGUAACAGUGUUUCCAAAUAAUAUUCUGUCAUCCCAUAAAAAAAUCAGUCUAUGCAUAUGCAUGUGUGUACAGUUGAGAUCAUUGUGAUCAGCUAAUGGGAAAAAAAAUAAUAUUACAUUAAAAUCGUUCAUAAAAUUUUUGCUAGGACUGUGUAUAUAUUACUAUCUUGGUUGCACUCAGUUUGAGCUAUAACAAAAAAUUAAAUGUUCUACAAAAAUUUAAUGUGCAUAUAGUUUGGAAGCUGUAUUUAAAAUUAAUAUACUUUUUUUUAAUCAAACAUAUUCAACUGUAAAUGCUAAUUAUUUAUAUUUUAUGGCCAUGUAAUGACAAGAAAAAUAUAAAUGUGAUCAUCUAUUUUAUAAAAUUAUAAUAAGGUGGCUUAGAACAUUAUUUUUAUAGUAUAUAAAUGUACAGCAUGUCUGAUGUUUCUUCUUAAGUUAGAAUUUUUAUGGUACUUGUAUUAUGUAUAGAAAAAACACUAUGUUAUGUAUCUUCUAUAAAUCACUUUUCUAUGAUGCACUAUACAAAUUAUUUUCAAUAUGUCUGCUUUGUACUUCACACAAAAAAAAUUGUUUUAUGCUUUUGUACUUCUUAUUUGAUAAGUAGGUAGCUUUUGUUAUCAGUUUGCAUAAUUUUAUUUUAAAUAAAUUAAUCAUAAUAUAAUAGAUA